Messenger RNA from Funneliformis caledonium, 174 nucleotides. The record is from the annotation of a GenBank genome assembly. Lineage: Eukaryota; Fungi; Glomeromycota; Glomeromycetes; Glomerales; Glomeraceae.
AUGUUACGUCAAACCACUUCCAAUAUUGGAUAUCUUAAUAAACCAAGUAUUCAAGCUUUGAUCCAUUAUUAUUCGAUUGCUAUUAAUUAUCGAAAGAAUGAAAAUAUUGCUCAAUUUGCACAAAAAAAUUUGGAUCCAUGGAUUGACGCUACCAAACUUUAUGGAACACACUAA